Messenger RNA from Fusarium vanettenii 77-13-4, 1503 nucleotides. RefSeq lists its product as uncharacterized. The coding region runs from base 1 to 1503 and encodes 500 amino acids. Lineage: Eukaryota; Fungi; Ascomycota; Sordariomycetes; Hypocreales; Nectriaceae. The transcript is spliced from 5 exons. The record is from RefSeq and is a predicted model, not a curated record. Gene Ontology annotation, molecular function: oxidoreductase activity, acting on the aldehyde or oxo group of donors, NAD or NADP as acceptor.
AUGACUUCCUCUUUAUUUGCGACGCUGACAGCCCCCAACGGACGCUCAUUCGAGCAGCCGCUUGGACUCUUCAUCAACAAUGAAUGGCGCGCGGCAAAGUCAAACGACAGCAUUUCUGUUGUGAGCCCGAUCAACGAGCAAGAAAUCGUCAAGGUCCACGCGGCCGGUGACCAAGAUGUCGAUGACGCCGUCAAGGCAGCUCGGACAGCCUUUAAAGGCCCGUGGUCAAAGAUUAGUGGCACAGAGCGUGGUGAGCUCUUGAGGAAGCUGGCCGAUCUGGCUGAAGAGCAAACCGACACACUGGCUACGAUUGACACUUGGAACAACGGAAAGCGUUUGUCUUCGGCAAAGGGCGACGUGAGCGAGCUUACCUCGGUACUUCGCUUUUAUGCUGGAUUCGCGGAUAAGCUGUAUGGCCAGGUCAUCAACACCACAGAGGGCAAGUUUGCAUAUACCAGCCGAGAACCUAUUGGCGUGUGUGGUCAAAUCAUCCCCUGGAACUACCCUCUGGGUAUGGCGGCCUGGAAGAUGGGCCCCGCGCUGGCAGCUGGCAACACCAUUGUCUUGAAGCCAGCAGAGCAGACGCCACUGUCUGUAUUAGUCUUUGCUACCCUCAUUGAUAAGGCUGGCUUCCCUCCUGGCGUCAUCAACAUCGUUAACGGGUUCGGCCGUACUGCCGGUGCCAGCCUGGCUGGACACGUGGGGGUGGACAAGGUAGCCUUUACAGGAUCGACCAACACUGGCAGAGAGAUUAUGAAGCUCGCAGCCACAAAUCUCAAGGAAAUUACCCUCGAGACGGGCGGAAAGUCUCCGCUUAUCGUGUUUGAGGACGCCGAACUCGACAACGCCUCGAAAUGGGCUCACUACGGCAUCAUGGCGAACCAAGGACAGAUCUGCACUGCUACCAGCAGGAUCCUUGUUUACGAAAAGAUUUACGAAAAGUUCGUCGACCUUUUCGUUCAGCAGGUCAAGCAGACCUCCAAGGUGGGCGAUCCUUUCGAGGAGGGGACCUUCCAAGGUCCCCAGGUUAGCAAGGCCCAGUACGAUCGGGUCUUGUCGUACAUCGAAGAGGGCAAGAAAGAAGGUGCUACGCUUAGCUUUGGUGGAAAACCUCAUCAGGGCGUCAACGGAAAGGGAUUCUUCGUUGAGCCCGCAGUAUUCACUGAUGUCAAGGACAACAUGAAGAUCUAUCGCGAGGAAGUCUUUGGGCCUCUAGUUACCAUCAGCUCCUUCUCGACCGAGGACGAAGCCAUUGAGCGUGCUAAUGAUACUUUCUAUGGCCUCGGCGCUGCCAUCUUUACAGAAAACAUCACACGCGCACACGAAGUUGCCAAGAGGAUCGAGGCUGGAAUGGUUUGGAUCAACAGCAGCAACGACUCUGACUUCCGCAUCCCCUUUGGAGGCGUGAAGCAGAGUGGAAUUGGUAGAGAGUUGGGUGAAGCUGGCAUCACGGCUUAUACUACUGUGAAAGCUGUACAUGUCAACCUCGGCAACCGGCUGUGA